GAACCCUAGUUGAAAAAAAAUCACAGAAGAAAAAAUGCUUCAGCCUUUGUUUUUUCUGCUGUUCGCAGAAGUCUUUGUGAUACUGCUGCUUCUGUAUAGAACACCUUUGCAGAAGCCACUGCUCCGUUUGUUAGACUGGGCAAAGAGCAACCGAGGCCCGAUGGUGGCGUCCAUGACCGCCGGAGGGAUUUUGUUUGUGAUUUUGGCGUCCAUUCUGUAUGGUAUAAUAAACACUCAGAAGCAAUUAACGGAAGGUAGCCCACUUAAUGUCACGGAUCAGUUCAUCUUGGCCUACCAUCUUCAUGAAGCCUCACUUUUAGGUGUUACCCUAUUUCUGGGAUUGAUGAUUGGCAAGCUUCCUUAUUACAUAAAAGAGCGUAAGGAGACUGGGGAUGAUGAUGGAAAAAACAAGUGGAAAUUGAAGGCUAAGUUGCAGAGAUAGAGGAAGAAGAAUAAGAAGAGGAUUGAAUAGGAUUGAACUGUGAAGAAUAGAAACAAAAUAAACAGCUAAUAUUUGCUGAUAUUAAUUACAUAUAUAUAUGUCCCAACUUCAUAAUUA
Molecule: messenger RNA, 559 nt
Organism: Olea europaea var. sylvestris
Lineage: Eukaryota; Viridiplantae; Streptophyta; Magnoliopsida; Lamiales; Oleaceae
Exons: 2
Coding region: 35-442 (135 amino acids)
Biological process (GO): endoplasmic reticulum to Golgi vesicle-mediated transport; intracellular protein transport
Cellular component (GO): endoplasmic reticulum; endoplasmic reticulum membrane
Source: RefSeq, a predicted model, not a curated record